This is a messenger RNA of Symbiodinium natans, 3966 nucleotides long. Lineage: Eukaryota; Dinophyceae; Suessiales; Symbiodiniaceae. The record is from the annotation of a GenBank genome assembly.
AUGGUCCAAGGGCCAAGGCCUGGCUGCCCAGAGCAGACCGUGCAGAAGCAGGAGAGCUGCACAAGCCGCUGCGCGAGCAAACCGUCCUCGGAGGCCGUUGCCAGGAAGGACUCGGUCUGUGCAGGCAGCGGGCCUGUUUCGUACCAAAACGCCACAGACUGGAGUGGCCCAGCCACUGCCCUAUCUCUUGCAUGGCUUCGCAGCUGCCCGGCUUGCACACGUGAAGAAGGUGCGUUCGCCUUGGUGUUUGGCCGAUCCUGGCCUUGGCCGGGAGCAGAGGCACGGAAGCUCCUGGGCCGGGUGCGCGAAGUGCAGAUGGACAGGGCAACUGUGCAGCUGUACUGGGAGUCUUCAGAGUCCCAGCGCGCGUCGCCGCAAGGACCUGCCGCCCCGGCCAUGGAGCUUUCUCCGCUGCAGGGGUUCAUCGACCUGAAGGCAAUACCUGCAGCAAAGAGGCAGCUGCUUCUCACGGGUCGUGAUGUCGGUGUGCAGGUGAGCCCGCUCGCUGUCCACACGCCGGCGGACGGCCUCUUGCCCUUGAUGCUUGCAGAUUCAGGUCCAGGCCGUGGUCAGCAACCAGUGCGGCCAGCUCGCCCCAGAAAGCCACAGCCACAGCCCGGUUGGCUUGCCAAAAACCAGCGAAGCAGCUCCACGUAUUGGGGAAAUGCCAGAUCUCUGCCGUUUUGCUUGGCCGGCCAUUUGGCAAGGCACCUUAGAGGAUCCGUGCGCGAGCUGCGCACGCGCAGUGCUGUCGUGCAGAUUUUCUGGGAGACGUCUCCAGUUCCAGGUCAAGAGCCGCAACUUGGCCCUGUGAUUGGGACCAUCCGCAUGCAGGACCUGCUUGCUGCGUAUGGCAAAACACACCCCCGACGACAACCACGGUGCGAGGACUUCCUAUGUGAAGGCCAGCUGGUUUGUGUGAAUGUCAUUGGGGCAACAAGCACGGCCAAUGAGCCGGCCCUCGCCCUCGCGCUCUCGACUUACCAACCGGCACUGUCAUGGUCUCCACCCCCGCCCUGCGCAGGGCGUGCGCCGCCGGUGGAGUGGAGGCGUUUCCUUGACAAGCACGGGCUUGUUGUGGAAUCUGCCAACCUCAAGCAGUCUCCGGCUGAAGCCAUCGAGGUGUUUCGAAGAGAGUUGGGGAGCCAACGCACCCCAGCAACUGAGACACUUGCUGCCACAAUUUGGGAGCUGACUCAGACGGGGCAAGACAUGGUGGUGUCUGGCGCUUUCCCAACUGAAGAGCGGCUGAUUCUUCAGAGUCUCUUGGCUCUCCGGCAUGUGGCAGCCCUACCGCGAAGCCCCUCUCGGCAGCCGGACGUCUUGAUCCUGUGCAGCAAAUCGUUUUCCGAGAGGUUCAGAAGCACGUGUCGGCAGGGAUCAUCUUCUGACGGCCAGCCCUGCAAGCGUGUUCUGAGACAGACGCUUUCAGGCACCACGUCUGAGAUUCUCCGAAAGGCAAGGCUCAACCCUGAGUUGCUUUCUCGGGUUUCGCUUGUCAUUGUGGACAUGUUGCCAGCUGCCAAGCGAACAUUAGAGCAGCUAGAGAAAGUGCUUGCCUUCAUGCCGAAUGGCAGACGUUGGGGACCCAGCUAUGUGUUUCACCGGGAGACCUUGCCGGCGAACGGGACUGUGGCAGAGACUGCGCUGGUCGACGCCCCCGCUCGCUUGCAAUUUGCUAACGGCCUCUGCGGCGCUCAUAUCCGCAUGCAGAUGGUCAGCGAUGACAGCGCCAAAGAAGCGGCUGCAUUGAUAUCGCAAGUGCACGCCAGGCAAAGCAUCCUGGUGUUCACUCAUGAAGAAUCGGCUCUGCUAGAUGAGCUGCGCAGAGUGGUUUCAGCGCAUGCCCUGAAGUCCGAGAGGCUCCGUAUCAGGAACAGCGCCACGCCGUGGAGGUUGGAACAGUCUCAGAGCUUCGAUAUCGUCCUACACGUGUCCCCUCCACCGAGUGCUCGCGAGUAUCUUCGACGCUUGGCUUCGUGCUCGAAGGAGGCCAUCUCUCUGGUGACACGCUCGGGCAGCGCGGGAACGGUUCACCAAUCUUGGGCAAAGCACGUACUGGACUUUGCGACAGAUGCGGAGCUGGCCAAGCUGCAGCGCCUUGCUCCGCUCGACAGGCCCCGUGGGCAAGGCGAAAAUGUGGAGAAUGUGGAGAGCGAGCAGCUGGAGGCGGACAAAGGCGUAGACCCUGUCGAGCUGUCCCACUCAUUCCAGAAGGAUUACAGUCUCCACGCAGGAGAGGACGUAGAGUUGGUUUGGCGAGCCGGAGCAGAGACAGACCUGUUUGAGGGCCGCUUUGCUUGCCUGGCCGCAGCCGUUUCAGAUCAUGCUUUGACUGUGGAGGGGCCUGCACCAAGCGCAGGCUCCGAGCUGAGGUCCCUUCCGGCACCUCUUUUACAGCUUCGCCUGAACUUUCGCGGGGCCUUCGGGCCUAGUCAGCCCCGAAAGCUUAGUCGCUUCAAGACCACCGAGCCUUACUUCGAAGCCUUCAUUUUUCAGGAUCUCUUGUUCUUCCCGCCAAAACUUGCCGUUCGCAUGGAGCUUCGAAGGAAUAUUGGCAAUGACGGGGAGGCCUUUCCGGCCACGGAACCCCGCCGGGGGCGCUGGCAGAAAGCCUCUGCUUUGCAGCCAAAGGAAGGCAACACGGACAGUGCCGAGGAAGCCAGGACUGCAGUGGACGACAGCGAUGACGAGGGAUUCUGGGGCACGCUGCCUCCAAGGGAGGAAGUCCCCAAGAUUGCAGAGGCGGAGCCAAAGGAGCCCGCAAAGCCCGCGCAUGCCCGCUGGCAACUGGAGCAGCCUGCCUAUCGGCAAGCAGAUCAACGGCAAGACCGGCUUCGGGGCCGACUUUCUCAGAAACAGAGGAAGCAACAGUCCUGGGAGAACCAAGCUUCAUCAGCUGUGCCGAACGUGAAGAAAUCCCAGGGAUACACUGAACCAGAUGCCAUCGACCCGCCAGUGCCUUCAAGAGCACCCGAAGCACCUCGCCAACCGCCGCACGAAGCACUUCGCGAAGCACUGGAAGUGGAGUUAGACCCAAGUGCUGAUGACGAGCGAUCGGUGCUGGAGGCGAUCUACGGCAACGAGUUCGAGAGCCUGAGUGCCAACGAGUGGAGGGUAGUUUUGCCUGGUACAGCUGGUGCUCCUUCAGCGGCCGUUCGCUUCUUGCUCCCAGCUGGCUAUCCUCGCUCGGGCGAGCCGCCUGUGCCAUUGUUCGACUGCGAAGGAGCUUCUCAAGGUCUGCGCCAUGCAGCCACAGAAGCCCUGGCAGAGUUGGUUGAGAAUUGGGAACCGCCGACAGAAGGCGAAGGUUGCAUCUACCAGUGGGUGGAGCGCAUACGCGAGUGCCUGGAGCCGGCGCUGGCGGCGGAAGUUUUUCAAAGGGAUGAGAUGGACACGGCUAUUGCCAAGUCCCUAGCUGCAGCAGAGGAAGCGACGGUACAGGCUGCCGCUUCCAAAUCUUUCACGUUUCUGCCUGCAAACCCGCAGUAUGGACAGAGGCGCCGCGUCUUUGAUGCGUCCAGCUUUGAUGAUGCAAAUGCGGUGGAAAUUCUUCGCGGCGAGUCUUUCGUAGACAGAAAAUCUACGUUUCAAGGCUUCGCAGCCAAAGUCUCCAACCAGGGCCAAGUAAACUGGGUGCUGCGCACUCUUCUUGAAGAUCGAAAAAUAGCCGUGGCGACUCACAACAUGUUCGCAUACAGGUUCCGUGACGACGCCCGCAACAUCCAGGUGGCAGACAACGAGGAUGAUGGCGAGGAUGGUGCAGGCUCAAAGCUAGCCGAGCUCCUGAAUCUCGCAGGGUGCGAGGAGGUGUUCGUCAUGGUUAGCCGAUGGUAUGGAGGCAUUCAGUUGGGGCCGGACCGGUUCAAGCACAUAGCCCGUGCGGCAUCAGUGCUUUUGGACGAAGCUGGCUGGAGUAGCCGAGGUCGUGGUGCAAGCGGAGCGGGACAGCGGAAGAAGAAGUGA